CCAAGAAGAAACUGGGACAGUGGUAGAAGACUAUAAAAGAAAGCUGGAUAAAAAGAUGCAGCAGCUCUGCUAACUCGAUACCCUGCUUUUGCUGACAAUGGAAGCCGAGGAAACCUGCCAGGAGCAACUAUCACACCAAUGAGCCAGGCCCAAGACAGCAGGAACAUACUGUUUCCGGAGCCACUGAUGUUUGAGGAUGUAGCUGUGAGCUUCAGUAAUGGGGAGUGGCAGAGCUUGACCUACGCACAGAGGCACCUCUAUAAAGAUGUGAUGUUGGAAAAUUACGGGAACAUGGCCUCACUUGGAUUCCCAUUGCCUAAACCUCCUUUAAUCUCCCAGCUGGAGCAAGGGGCAGAGCCCUGCACUGAGGACACACAGGACUGGGAGUUCCCAAGCUGCUCCUACCCAGGUGAGUGAUAGAGAAGCUUUCAGUCCCCUCCUAUGUUCCAUGUGACAAAAUGGUGAUCAAAUUUUCUCAGUGGUGGGGCAUCCAUCCUGAAAGGCCCAGAAGGAAAUUCAUUUAGGAAAGCUUAA
Messenger RNA from Hipposideros armiger (great roundleaf bat), 534 nucleotides. Its product is annotated as zinc finger protein 311-like. The transcript is spliced from 4 exons. NCBI's taxonomy places the organism in Eukaryota, Metazoa, Chordata, Mammalia, Chiroptera, Hipposideridae. Gene Ontology annotation, biological process: regulation of DNA-templated transcription. Bases 139 to 417 code for a protein of 92 amino acids. The record is from RefSeq and is a predicted model, not a curated record.